AAGUGGCGAGUGCCUAUGAUCUUCCGAAAUGGGAGACCAUUGGCGUUCGCAUCUAUUCUCAUUUUCUGGCGCUUCUCCAGUAUUUCAUUCGUGAAAUUCGGUCCCUCUAUGAAAAUGAACUACUCUUUGUUUGCAAUCCAGGCAGUGGUUAAUUAUAAAUCAAAAUCGGUUGUACUAUGUGAAUGACCAUGGCGCAAAGCCAAAGGCAAGACUAAAAUUGUCGGUCUGCAGUCGUACUGAUCAAGAACAUCCCAGCAGAAAGUGACUAAUAACAAUCUGAGUCGGUAUCGUGCUGUGCUUUUUGACUCGUCCUGCAACUCGUGCUUGUUGAUAAGAAACGUCUGCUACUUCAUCGUGCACCUAGG
Molecule: messenger RNA, 365 nt
Organism: Amoebophrya sp. A120
Lineage: Eukaryota; Dinophyceae; Syndiniales; Amoebophryaceae
Source: the annotation of a GenBank genome assembly